Molecule: messenger RNA, 1794 nt
Organism: Cygnus atratus (black swan)
Lineage: Eukaryota; Metazoa; Chordata; Aves; Anseriformes; Anatidae
Gene: SLC13A2
Product: solute carrier family 13 member 2
Exons: 12
Coding region: 1-1794 (597 amino acids)
Biological process (GO): monoatomic anion transmembrane transport
Cellular component (GO): membrane
Molecular function (GO): transmembrane transporter activity
Source: RefSeq, a predicted model, not a curated record
AUGGCUGGCUUCUGGCAGAUGACCCUAGCCUGCUGGAAAUACCUGAUCAUAGUGCUAGUGCCCCUUUUGUUUCUGCCUCUGCCUCUGGCUAUUGAUACCAAGGAGGCCCGAUGUGGUUACGUUAUCAUCGUGAUGGCACUGCUUUGGUGCACAGAAGCCUUGCCGUUGGCUGUCACAGCGCUCUUUCCCGUCCUGCUCUUCCCACUCAUGAAUAUCAUGGAUUCAACAGCAGUCUGCAGGGAGUAUUUGAAGGACACCAAUAUGCUUUUUAUUGGGGGACUGCUGAUGGCCAUAGCUAUUGAGAAGUGGCGCCUACACAAGCGCAUUGCUCUGCGGGUCUUACUAAUCACUGGUGUCAAACCAGCCCUACUUCUCAUGGGUUUCAUGGUUGUGACUGCCUUCCUGUCAAUGUGGAUCAGCAACACAGCCACCACUGCCAUGAUGGUGCCGAUAGCACAGGCAGUGUUGGAUCAGUUGCAUAAGUCAGAAAUGGAGUCUAAAACAGCUGGCCAAGAGUCUGAGAACAUCAAUAAAGCCUUUGAACUGCAAGAAGAGCCAACUAAACCAAAUAAAGAAGAGCCAACUAAACCAAAUAACUCCACAGAAACAGAGCAAAAAGGCGAUAGCAACAUUCUGACGAUUGAGGAAGACACACAGAGAAAUGAAAAUCUUCAAGACGAGAAGCACAAGAAACUCUCCAAGGGAUUGUCUCUCUCUAUUUGUUACUCAGCCAGCAUUGGAGGGAUUGCAACUCUGACUGGGACAACACCAAAUCUGGUACUGAAAGGACAAGUUGAUGAGCUCUUUCCUGGCAACGGUAACAUCAUCAACUUUGCCUCUUGGUUCUCUUUUGCUUUUCCCACCUCAGUCGUGUUGCUGGUUUUGGCCUGGAUUUGGCUGCAGAUAUUGUACUUGGGCUUUAAUUUUCAGAAGAAUUUUGGUUGUGAUAGAAGUCCUUCUGCAAAGGCUAAGGAGCAACAAGCCUAUGCGAUUAUCAAGGAGGAGAACAAGAAACUGGGCUCAAUGAAGUUUGCAGAGAUAGCAGUUUUGGUCCUCUUCAUACUGCUGGUACUGCUCUGGUUUACCAGAGACCCUGGGUUCAUACCAGGUUGGGCAACUGUUCUCUUCAACAAAAAUAACACAAGCUUUGUCACUGAUGCUACAGUUGCCAUCUUCAUUUCAGUUUUGUUGUUCAUCAUCCCUUCUGAAAUUGCUACCAGCACUAAAGACAAACAACAAGCAGGCAGCAAGCCAAAGGUCCUACCACCCCCAGCUCUCUUGGACUGGGCAUCAGUUCACCAGAAAAUGCCAUGGAACAUUGUAUUUCUGCUGGGAGGUGGUUUUGCCUUAGCCAAAGGCAGUGAGGAAUCUGGUCUGUCUGCAUGGUUAGGCACAAAAUUGACUCCUCUGCAGGAAAUCCCUCAUCCAGCUAUUGCUCUCCUGUUGUGCCUCCUUAUUGCUACUUUCACUGAGUGCACCAGCAAUGUGGCCACUACUACUCUCUUUCUCCCUAUUCUGGCUUCAAUGGCUCAAAAGAUCUGCCUCAAUCCACUCUAUGUCAUGCUGCCCUGUACAAUUUCUGCAUCACUGGCGUUCAUGCUCCCAGUGGCCACUCCCCCUAACGCCAUCGUCUUCUCAUAUGGACAUCUCAAGGUUAUAGAUAUGGCCAAAGCUGGAUUUGUACUCAACCUCCUGGGAGUCCUGACAAUAACUCUAGCCAUCAACACCUGGUCUUCAUCCUUGUUCAAACUGCACACCUUCCCAUCCUGGGCAAACGGGACAGGCUCAUGCUAG